AUGGCGGCCAGCACCGGAGGCGUGUCCGAAGAGGAGGGGGCGUGGUCACCGCCGGGUCCUCACCUGGGCAUGGCCGGGGACUUCGGGUCCUCCGCCGUGCCCGGUGUCCGGCCCGGCCCCACGCGUGCCCCGCGAGUGGGCGGGGGGUGCGCGGGGGCAGAGACUGCCGGGGAUGAAGGGGCAGAAGCACCCAGGGGUGCCGGGGGCGAGGCCGGGGAUGGCGGUGGCGAUGCCGAGGCAGGGACAGCCGGGGGCACCGGAGGGGGUACCGAGGAGGGCCCCGGGGGAGAAGCGGCACCAGCAGCAGCGGGCAACACCCGGCGCCGACAGGAGCCCACUUGGCUUCAGGACGAGGACGACGAGCUGUGGCCUGAGUUCCCUCCCUGCUCGUCCCCAGAGGGGGCCACCAGCCCCACGACCCCCACGACCCCCACGUCCCCUGUAUCCCCCACAUCCCCCACAUCCCCUAUGUCCCCAGCAGCCCCAAAGUCCCCCACAGCUGGCACCACCGAGGACGCGGGGGGCAGCAAGAGGGCUGCUCCAGCGGGGGGACCACGGGACAAGGCAGCCCCCGGCUCGGCAGGACAGAGGCUGAGGCUGGAGGGGGCCGGGGGACGGCCACGAGUGGGGUCCCGGGCACAGGGGCGCUCUGCCAUCCUGGAGAAAUUCGGAGGGGGGCGUACGUGUACACGCACUUGGCUGCCGGUGCCCGACGCCAAGUGCGUGUACACGUACGUGCAGGAGCUGUACCGCUGCCUGGUGGCCAAGGGGCUCGUCAAGACCAAGAAGCGCUGAGAGGGUCCCCCACACCCCCCCACCUGUGCCAUCCCCCUCUUUGUCCCCCAGCAGUAAAGGCCAUGGUGCCAGCAGGUGGUGGCUUCGUCUCUGGAGGGAGGAACGCUGGCGCCACGCGAGUGUCCGGGCAUUGUCACCAAGCUGGGCACCAGGAGGGUGACAUCCCCCAGGGCUGGCACGUGGCGGGC
Messenger RNA from Ficedula albicollis (Collared flycatcher), 983 nucleotides. RefSeq names its product collagen alpha-1(III) chain-like. The coding region runs from base 1 to 795 and encodes 264 amino acids. Lineage: Eukaryota; Metazoa; Chordata; Aves; Passeriformes; Muscicapidae. The transcript is spliced from 8 exons. The record is from RefSeq and is a predicted model, not a curated record.